AUGUUCAACGAGCGGCGGAUGAGCGUGCAACGCGAACGCCUUGCAGAGACGAUGUCUCGCUCCUGCCGUGUCAACGAUGGAAGGCCCUCCUUGCUGGGACUGGCGGCCACUGCUGCUCCAGGUGGCGAGUUUCGGUACGCGAAGAAGCUCUAUCGCUUCAGGGAGCGAGGCAGCCAUGCCGUUUCAACCAUGGUUGCCAGACGGAAUGAUGUGGUGGAGAAGAACAGCAAGGCCAUUCACCAGUUCAGCUUCUCGGAUGGAAGUCCCAGGGAUAAGCACAACCGGGAUAGGAGAUUUUCUGAGUCGGCCUCAGGGAAGGCUCCACCGGUGGACUCCAAAGCGCUUGCAGCAGAGCUCGAGAGUGUUUCUGCGGAGAUGCGAAACCUCAUUGCAGGCGUGGACUUGGACCACAUGGGUCCGGGUCUUUCCACCACGGGCAAGGCCGAGGUGCGGAAAGAUGACGACGAGGAGGAGGGGCAGAGCCUGCACUCCAAGCUUCUCCGCUACCGGUACGUCCGGAAGAUCGAGGCUCCUCCGCCAGCCUUGGAGCCUUUGGACGGGAGCUACCUGAAAGCUCCUCGGGAGGUGGACAAGAUGGAGAUGAACCUUCAAGGCUCCAGGCUUGGCUGGAAACGCGAUGCCUUGGCACGAGCUCAGCACUGGAACAAUGAAACGAAAGAGCGAAUCCUCUCUGCGCGACAUCGUCGCGACGAGGAAGCUGUCAAACACGAGUCCAACCUCCUUCACCAGAUUGCUGCCAAGGAGGAGCGAGGUCCUUCGAGAGUGGAGGCGAAUCGAAAGGCGCAGGUCGAGCGCUUGAAAUUGAAGUCGGCUGCCCGGGAGGAGCGCUUGGAGCAGGUGAGGCAGCGCAGAUACGAGGAGCAGCGGCUGAGACAGCAGGAGCUGAGAGAGCAGCUUGAGAACAGCCGGAAGCGGAACAAGCUCGAGAGCUGGCCCCACGCAGAACAAAGUGCUCCAGGGCAGGAAGGUGCGGUGGAGGACGCCAGCCUCCAAGAGGAGGCCGACGCCUUCGCACCGGAAGUGGAGGAGCCCGUGGAGGCAAAGGAGGAGACGGUGGACUGGUUCGAGUCUUUUAAGGAGGAGGAUGAAGAGGAGGAAGAGAAGGAGGAGGAGAAGGAGAAGAAGCGACCAAAGCGCUCUGAAGAACGGAUUGCCUUCAAGACCAAAGUGGAGAUAUACCUGGCACUGGACCACCCGCACAUCGCCAGGUUGAUGAUGGUCUACGAGGAUGAUCAGGAGAUCCACCUGGUCAUGGAGUUCAUGGCGGGCGGCGAGCUCUACGACCGGCUCUUCGAUGCAAAGGUCUAUAACGAGGAGGUGGCCGCGAACACCUGCCAUCAGAUGCUCAAAGCUGUCUCUUACAUGCAUGCGCAUCAGAUCGCCCACCGCGACUUGAAGCUUGAAAACUUCCUCUAUGAGCGGAAGGACAACAACCAUCUCAAGUUGAUCGACUUUGGUUUUGCCAAGUUCUGGGAUCGAAGUACGAAGAUGUCGCAGGCCUGUGGUUCCACCCACUACGUGGCUCCUGAGGUGUUGGCCAAGUCCUACACACUGAAAGCAGACAUGUGGUCUCUCGGAGUCAUCAGCUACAUGCUCCUAACAGGGAGUCCUCCAUUUCAAGGAGGCAACGACAACGAAGUCCUGCGCAAGAUCAGGGCCGGCAAGAUCCACUGGUCCAGCCGAUUCAAGCGUCUUUCGGAGGGCGCCCAGGACUUCGUGAAGGCGUUGUUGGCGAUGAACCCUGAAGAGCGCUUGGAUGCUGCAGGUGCAUUGAGUCAUCCUUGGAUUGUGGGGAACGGUGGUUUGCGUGGCACCAGCACUGUUCUCGACGACGAUAUCAAGCUGAGCCUCCGAAAGUUUGCGAGGGCGUCUACGUUCCGACGCGCUGUGCUGUCGAUGAUGGCUUGGUCCUUGUCCGCGGAGGAUCGGGCGCAGUUGCGCAACGAGUUCUUGCAGUUUGACACCGACAACAAGGGCACUAUCACUCACCUCCAGAUGAAAGAAAUUCUUGAGAAGAACUAUCACAUCGACAGCAUGGAGGCUGAGGCGGUCUUCAGCAUGAUGGACACCGACCACGACGAUGUCAUCGCCUACAGCGAGUUUCUUGCUGCCGCCCUUCAGGGCCGGCUCAAGGUCCAUGAGGACAUCCUUCGGCGAACAUUCCGGAAGUUUGACAUUGACAACUGCGGAAGGAUCACCGCCGACGACCUGCGGAACAUCCUGGGCGAGCAGUUCGAAGGGACUGAUGCCGAAGACUUGAUCCGUGAGGCCGACACGAACGGCGAUGGGAUGAUCGAGUACGAUGAGUUCCUUCAGUACUUCCACAACCACGAGUCUCAGCAGGCACACUUGGAGGGCUGCCAAGCUUGGAACUCCUCUUGUCAGACUUGA
This is a messenger RNA of Symbiodinium natans, 2412 nucleotides long. The record is from the annotation of a GenBank genome assembly. Lineage: Eukaryota; Dinophyceae; Suessiales; Symbiodiniaceae.